CCGCCUCCGCCGGCCGCAUCACCACCUCCUCCUGCAGAGCCGAGAGGAGCAGCAGCAUCAGCGGCUCCGAGCUGUCUGUGAGGGGCUGCUCAGCACCGGCGGGGACAUUUUACCCAUGCUCUUCACCUAAUGUGACACUUUUCACGCAACUGCUUGAAACACCGGCUGAAGCAAUGGGAGCCUUUGCAGUGAUAUUAGGGAUUUUACAGUACGUGGGACUUUAUAUUCAACUUAAUGCAGCGCUCAACGCCGGACACGGCGAGGUGGAUAAUCACAUCUCUGGGAAUGCUCUCUUUACAGAGGUGCCACAUGACAUCACGACGCAGAGCGGUGAGGAUGUGGAGAUGGCUUGUUCCUUCCGAGGGGCGGGCUCUCCCUCCUACUCCCUGGAGAUCCAGUGGUGGUACAUCAAGGACCACAGAGACUGGCAAGAGAAGUCUGUUCAGAUCACUAAUAAUGUUGUACACCCGGAGGAAACUUCCAAAGAUGCCACCAAAAUUAGUGUGGUGAAAGUGGCCGGCAGCAACAUCUCCCACAAACUCCGUCUCUCCAGCGUCAAGCCAUCAGACGAGGGCACAUACGAGUGUCGUGUCAUUGACUUCAGCGGCACCGUGGCGCAGCAACAUCGCGUUCGAGCCUACCUCCACGUGGAGCCUGAGAGGAGUCAGGGGUCGAAUGACGUCAAGCUGCAGGAGCCAGGGCAGCAGUCACACCCCCACCACCAGACAGAGGGCAGGGAGCUGAGGAGGAGAUCAGCUGACAGCACCACUGACUGUAACGAGAGCUGUGUGCUUUAGAGUGGGCAGUCUGCCCUUCUGUCUGCAUGUUCAUGACUUAUCUCUAAAGAGGGACUGUCAUCAACACACUCACACGUCACUACAGAGUCGAGGCGUCAGACUGGACCCUUUGUGUUUCACGGUUUGUUUGUUCUUUAAUAUUGCUGUUUGGAUGCCAAUGCUGUUGAAUGCCAAUAAAGGGCACGGUUUUAUUGACUGUACCUGUUGUGUUCUUUUUGUUGCUUUGUUAUUUGUCUCGGUGCUCUUUAAGUUUAUUAAGUUUAUGCGUUAAGUUUAUGUAAAUGUAACAGUAAGGCUGCAUUCACAUGUAAGUUUUAUUAUUUUGUCUGAGUAGGACUUAUAACUUCUCCUCAUGAAGUCAAAGUACACGGCAGAGUCAGAAUUAUCAUGGAUAUCAUAACUAAUAACCAAGUGAUGCAGACACAGACAGACAGUUUCCUUUGCAGUGUGCCAGUUCUGCUGUCUUUCACCAAAACAUGUGCCAAAAGCUGCAGUAUUUCAGUGUAAAUGCUUUCUAAGGAACAAAGAAUAAAUUAAGCUUUUUUUAUUUACUUUUCAGAGUGCAUUGAUUUAAUUUAUGUAAUCUUUGUUCAAACACUAUCUGUAAUUAGCUUUCUAAACCACGACCAGAAUGUUUGUCAAAAUAAAAAUGUAUUCCUUCAUCACAUCCAUAUCAACUCUUAUGUAUAUUCACACUCAGCACUGUAAACUUUUACUGUUAUCAUUCAAAUAAAGUUUUACUCUGUGCUACUUAACCAAAUGACUCAAGAGACACCACAAGUAUGUUUAUCACUCCAAACUUUUGUCAUCAGUUUCUCAGCCACAGUAUAACUUUCUGUUUAUGGAGUUUGUCAUCUGAAUCAUAUUCUCCUCUUGACUGUGUUUGUUAUAAGUGCUGCUGUUUGGUAUCUGUUCUGUUAAAUACAUUCAUUUGAAAUGACUCUGGUCUUUUUUUCCCUGUGACUGUGGUGUUCUGUGUUGUAUUUCAUUACUUAUAUAUUGUACCUGCAGGUGGAAGUGUGGGCAAGCCAUGUUCUCGGUAGAGGAAAUCUGUGGUUUGGCAGCCCUAACAAACUAAGCAGUUUGUAGAUCAUUAGGUGUCCUCAGCUUGAACUGUGUUAGGUAAAAUCACCUUUCUGGAAAGGUUGGUCAACAGAUAUUUUCUUCCUACCUGCCACAUAGUUUAGAGCAGAUAUUGCCCUUUUAUUUAACAUAGCAGUUUCCUAACCUUUUUGUUUUUGGGACCGCUUUUCUAUCAUUUAGUAAACUGAGUGACAUAUUUUAUGGCUGUUUCAUAUUAUAUUAUAUUGCCUAACAAUAACAGUACAGUACAAUUGAAGAACUGCCCAAUUAGUGAACACAACAACUACAGGAAGUGAGGUGUAAAAUAAACAAUUUGAAUUUAUUUUCAGCAGAUUAUUUCCUGUAAAUAUUGAACCAGCAAUGAGUUUUCCUAUAUUUUUUUUAAGAUACUUUUUACAGGAUUUGCUGUCUGUAUAACAAAUUUAUGGUAUAUGUAUUUCUUUUAACAACAAGCACACUUAAUGGGCUUCUUUUUCAACAAAUUUUGACAAGUGUUUUUUGCUCUUUGGUUGUUUUAACUGCGUGCUACUCUAAUGCAGGGUGGGGCUGUCUAGUAGAAGGUAACGGCUCUGAGUUCAGCUGAGUUCAGUUUUCCUCACAGAAAUGAAUGAAGAAGUAUGUCAAGAAGGCCCCGCAAUCACCUUUGAUAGACAAUAAUGGAGAUCAGGACUUGGGAACCAGUGUAUUAUAGGAUUAUAAAGGGGUAGGUAGUUCAGUUUCGUUUAUUGUAUUACUUUUAUUUCACCACACAGCUUAUUCAAAACGCUAUUAACAGUUAAAAGGUUGUGGACUGUGCAACAUGUCUUGUACAGAAGCUUUCCAGCCUUUCUUUUCAACACCUGCAAUUGCUGUCUGUGGCCAGAAGAGAGCAACACUUCCUCUAACUUUAGAAAAAUGAAUCGGCAUAUAGCAGUACAUAUUGUACAGAGGAGCAAUG
Messenger RNA from Epinephelus fuscoguttatus (brown-marbled grouper), 2817 nucleotides. RefSeq names its product V-set and transmembrane domain containing 2 like (gene vstm2lb). The record is from RefSeq and is a predicted model, not a curated record. Bases 174 to 797 code for a protein of 207 amino acids. NCBI's taxonomy places the organism in Eukaryota, Metazoa, Chordata, Actinopteri, Perciformes, Serranidae. The transcript is spliced from 4 exons.